Diaporthe citri is the source of this 1692-nucleotide messenger RNA. RefSeq lists its product as uncharacterized. Gene Ontology annotation, biological process: regulation of transcription by RNA polymerase II. The record is from RefSeq and is a predicted model, not a curated record. NCBI's taxonomy places the organism in Eukaryota, Fungi, Ascomycota, Sordariomycetes, Diaporthales, Diaporthaceae. The transcript is spliced from 3 exons. Gene Ontology annotation, cellular component: piccolo histone acetyltransferase complex. Bases 1 to 1692 code for a protein of 563 amino acids.
AUGAACUCCCGCAAGAUCAGGAUCAAGAAACUCAACGUCAAACAGCCACUUUCCAUCCUCAAAGAAGAUGAGAUCGAUGCAACCGAAUAUGAGUCCCUAACACAAGAGCUCCAAGUCGCCACUGGAGUCGAGGCCGGCGAAGAGAACGAAUACCAUCUGCAAGUCCUCUUGAAGACGGCGGGCCAAAAAGUUGACAAUGAGAUCCCUGUGCCACCUCCGCAGGAGAGUUCAACCUCGUAUGAGGAGCUCUACAGCCGGCCUUACUCAGAACCCGCAUCCUAUGUCCGUUUCAGUCAGACCGUCGAGGAAUGCAUAGGCUGCAACUAUGACAUGACCGAGGAAGAUGAUGCCUUUCUCAAGGAGUACAACGCGAAACGGCCCGCUGCCCAGCGACUGUCUGAAGAUGAUUUCGAAAAAGUCAUGGAGGCUUUCGAGGAGAACGCUUCUCAUCAUACGCCUUUCGCAGCCGUUGACAAGACGAUACUGGAUUAUGAAGCCAUGGCGCCUGAUCUUAACGUGCUGCUCCCUGCCAAGGUGAUGACGCAUUCAAAAGCCGUGUAUGAGCACUGGAAGUCACGCAAAGAAGCCAUGGGGAAUGGUUCGUUGCAGCCAGUUCUGAAGUUCGAGACGCACCAGGAAAGCGAUGACCUCGACCCGUACAUCUGCUUCAGGCGGAGAGAGGUUCGACAGACCCGUAAGACGAGGGCGAGAGACGUGCAGAGUGCGGACAAGCUCAAACGCCUGCGGAAAGAGCUUGAGGAGGGCCGCCAGCUCAUCCUGAUGUCUCGUGAACGUGAAAUUCUGAAGGGAGAGUUGCUCCGAGCCGACAGGAUGAUAUUCGAGAAGAGAGCCCAGGUGAAGGAGAUGAAAGUCCGCCUGGGCAUCAAGGGCGAUGACGAAGACCUCAUCAACCAGAAGGCUCCACCGAAGAAGAAGCACUCAGAAACGCCAGCCGCACAGAGGGCAGCAGGUGCUGGUGCCAUCCGCCUGCAGCAACCUCGGCCCCUUGGCCCAGUCGAAGUGGAGCUGCCUCUGCUCGAGGCCAAACUUGCCAGACAGAAUGAGGAGCUUCGUAGUGACAUCAUGACCAAGAUCCAGAAUCAUCAGAACUGGAAUAGGAAUCAUGUGGAUCUCACCAAGAGUCCCCUUCCGCCAGUGGAAAACCGUCAGCCAAGUUUCAGGGCGGCCCAGGCUCAAUAUCUGUUGACACCUCCUGCAAGUAGUGCGUCAGGGGAGUCAGGGGAGCCGACUCCGAUGGAUCUUGACGACGGCAUUCCUUCAGCGGUCUUCCAAUUCAAGGGUGCCCCUGUUGACGAGAACAAUCCGCCGCAGAUGAUGGCGUACCGUCGGCGCGUUGGUCGAUUGAAUAGGUUGUGGAUCGACAGGCGGCCGCAGAAGUCCGCACAAUCGCCCCAGGCCAGCCCCGAUACCGACCGAUGGAAGUAUGACCAAGACGAGAGCGACGACGACCAGCCCAUGUAUGAGGUCGACCCAUACGACACGACUUGCAUCAGAUUCAGAGCGACAAUACCGCUGUCCUUCCAAGACCCGCGACGUCAUCAACGGCAGCUCGAGGCUGCCGCCCAAGCCCAAGCUGCUGCGAUGCAAGCUGCCUCAAAUGGCCAGCCGCUACAGCAGGGUGCGCAGGGUGCUUCCAAACCACCUCCUGUCGCCCAAAAACAGGACAGCUGA